Heterobasidion irregulare TC 32-1 is the source of this 639-nucleotide messenger RNA. RefSeq lists its product as uncharacterized. Lineage: Eukaryota; Fungi; Basidiomycota; Agaricomycetes; Russulales; Bondarzewiaceae. Gene Ontology annotation, molecular function: protein binding. The transcript has 2 exons. The record is from RefSeq and is a predicted model, not a curated record. Bases 1 to 639 code for a protein of 212 amino acids.
AUGACUAUUGCUUUCUCACCAGAUAGGAUGCAGAUUGUAUUAUGUUUGGACAACAAGACUGUCCAGAUGUGGGAUAUGGCAAUGCAUGUUUCUGUGGACAACUCUCUCAAAGGACACACAGAUGAUGUCAAUUCUGUUGCUUUUUUACCAGAUGGAAAGUGGAUUGUGUUAGGCUUGGACAACAACACAAUCCAGGUCUGGGAUACAAGGACUCAUGCCAUAGUGGGCAAUCCUCUCAAGGAACACACAGGCUUGGUCCAUUCUGUUGCUUUCUCACUAGAUGGGAAACAGAUCAUGUCAGGCUCAUUCAACAACACAAUCUGGGUCUGGGAUGUGGCAAUAUGUGAUGCUAUGGGCAACCCUCUUAAAGGACACACAGGCACUGUCUAUUCUAUUGCUUUCUUACCAGACAGAAAGAACUGGAUUAUGUUGGGCUCAGGCCAAAACCUAGUGAUAUUGGAUGUGGCAAUGCAUGCUGCUAUGGAUAACCCUCUUGAGGGACACAAAAAUGUGGUCACUUUUGUUGCUUUUUCUCCAUAUGGGAUGUGUAUUGUGUUAGGGCUCAUGGGACAACAUAAUCUAGGUGUGGGAUGCACCUAUUAUUCAUAUGGGAUGCACCUAUUAUUUAACCUGUCUUGA